AUGUCCUCCACGUCUCUGGAGGUCCAUCCGCAACUCUUUUUUUGCCGAAUUCUCUAUGGCACGGCGCUGACCGCAGGGAUGGCGUCCAUUUUCCUGCUGCUGGAUUGGCUGAGCUUGGACGGGCCGCUGUUUGAUGGGGUUUAUUUCCCCGAGAGGCGGAUGAAACUCCAUGUUAUGGCCAUGUGCAGCUUCUUGGUGGUGAAUAAUGGACUGGCGAUUUGUAUGUAUCGAGCGUACCGGUGAGUGAAAAAGACUUUUUGUCAUAAAAAUGGGUGGGAAAAAAGUGAUUUUUUGGUCUAAUUUUUUAUUUGAAAAAGAAAAUUUUUUUUUGAUUUUUUUUUUAUUUUUUGAUGAAACUUGGCAGAAAUGUAGAUUAAACCUUAUUACCAAUUUUUUAGCCUUUAUUUUGCAAGAUCCAUCGAGAUUUUUCAGUCGAAAAAUCCCAAAAAUUCGAUUUUUUGGUAUUUUUCGAUCAAAAAAUCUCGGUUAUUUUUGCAAAGCGCAAGUUAAAAAUGCAUCUUAUGUCUUAAAAAAUUCUAAUUUAAAUUUGCGCCAAGUUUCAUCAAGUUUGGAGUUCUAAUUUUUCGACCAAAAUUUUGAGAUUUUCCCGAUUUUCGACCAAAAAAUCUUGGUUAUUUUUGCGGCAACCGGGCUGAAAAUUUUAGGCAUGUCUUAAAAAAUAGUCCUCUUUAGCUUUGCCAAGUUUUAUCAAAAUUGGAGAAAUUUUUUUUUUCAAAAAAAAAUUUUUUUUUUAUUUUUUUUCAAAAAUUUUUUCCCAUUUUCAGAGGCACAAAAAAGCUGUACACGAAAGGAAUCCACUCGUUGAUGCACUUUAUCAACGUGAUUUUCAUCAUUUUCGGGCUGAAAGCCGCCUUCGACGCCCAUAAUUACCACAAAACGGCGGAUGGAGCCCCCGCGCCGCGGCCGAAUCUCCAUUCCAGCCACUCUUGGAUCGGACUGGCCACCUGCAUCUUGUACACAAUACAAUAUCUGAGCGGGUUGGUGAUUUACGGCCUCCAUUUCACUUCUCCGGCCGACCGAAAACGCAACAUGCCGAUGCACCGUGCGUUCGGAUUGGUACUUUUUGGGAUGGCGUUUGCAGUGACGAUGAUGGGAAUUACUCAGUACUCGAUUUGGCAUAGUAAGGAGUUCAAAAAAAUUAUUUUUGGGAUUUUUUGGAAUUUUGAGAUUUUUUUUUGAAAUUUCCAAAUUUUUCAGGGGAAAAAUAAAAAAAAUUUUUCAAAAAAAUCUUUAUGCUCUAAAUAUCAAUUACCUAAAUUUUCACUUCGAAAUUUACAGUAGUAUCCGAGAUAUUUAAUAAUUUUUCCAAACGAGAGACUUUGGAAAAUGAAGAGACGGUCAGAGAAAAUUCUCUUUUUGACUAUAUCUCUGCGGAUUUUGCUGGGAAAAAAUUAUUUUUUUUGUAGAAAUAUCUGACUCAGCCUACGAAAUAACUUUUCAAAUUUUGAUGGCAAAAUUUGCAAAAAAAUUUUCGAAAUUUUUUGAUCUUUCGACUUAAAAAUCUCAGUCAUUUCUGCACUAUGCGAGCUAAAAUUUUCAGCUUUGUCUUGGCAAACUAUAAUCUUUAUUUUUGCCAACUUUCAUCCGAAUCCGAUGACUUUUAUUUUUCGCUAAAAUACGGAAAUUUUUUUCGAUUUUUUAAAAUUUUUAAUCGCAAAAACCAUUUUCAGCCACGUGUCCUGACUGGUACUGCAUGGAUCGGAUCGUGGUGAACGCGCUGAGCUUGUCGCUGACCAUCUUUUUCCUCUGUGUUGUGAUUAUUGUUCAUCGGCCGGAAUGGCGGCGCCUCCCAUUGCCGGAAGAAGUCGAAAAACCCUUGGAGUCUGCUAGCCUCACCUCCGUGGACACAUCCGUUAAGUCCAAAAGAAUUCUGGAUUCGGGGAGUAUAUCACACAGCGAAUUUGAUCGAUAA
Messenger RNA from Bursaphelenchus xylophilus (pine wood nematode), 1933 nucleotides. NCBI's taxonomy places the organism in Eukaryota, Metazoa, Nematoda, Chromadorea, Rhabditida, Aphelenchoididae. The record is from the annotation of a GenBank genome assembly.